Messenger RNA from Penicillium bovifimosum, 2181 nucleotides. RefSeq names its product transcription factor domain-containing protein. Gene Ontology annotation, molecular function: DNA-binding transcription factor activity, RNA polymerase II-specific; DNA binding; zinc ion binding. Lineage: Eukaryota; Fungi; Ascomycota; Eurotiomycetes; Eurotiales; Aspergillaceae. Bases 1 to 2181 code for a protein of 726 amino acids. The record is from RefSeq and is a predicted model, not a curated record. Gene Ontology annotation, biological process: regulation of DNA-templated transcription; DNA-templated transcription. The transcript is spliced from 8 exons.
AUGUCUGCGGUCAUGCGACUUGUGUCAUACUCGCAAGGUACAUUAGACAUUCAUUGGUCCCGGACUCCCGUGCUACACUUUCAAGCCGCCCGUACUAAUGCGCAUCUGAAUCCGCUGCAGGUGAAAUGCGAUCGUCAAGUACCUUGCGUGAACUGCGUCGAUGCGGACGUAGAAUGUCUUCGCACUCGCCAAACACGAGUCCAUAGACCACGGGUCUCUCGGUUGGAGGCAUUAACCCGAAGGCUCGCAAAGCUAGAAGAGGGACGCAGUAAAGAGCCAAAGGAAUAUGCAACAAGUCAUACUACUAGCAGCGCAUCCUCGUCGUCUUCGGCCAAUCUUAUGAGUAUUAACGAGGCGCUAGAGAUGCAUAAGCGCCAUCGAGUGUAUGAGCCACAUGAUGCAGCUCCGCUACAGCCGCCAGCAAGCAAGCGCCGAAAGUCCAAGACUGUGGCCCAGCAACAUGUUCAUUCCCCUGGCUCAACGCAUCAUGUCAGCGAGGCUAGGGAGUACAUUGAACAUGAACUCCAAUGCAAUCCGACUCUUUCAGAAGAUAGACGCACUGCACUUGAAUCAGCACGCAAGUUCGUCGGUCAGUUGUCUAAUCCCACACUACAGUGGGAGGGGACUGCGGCUAUGGAUGAGGUGGAUGUGCAAGAAAGUCUUGAAGCUCCGACUCUCACGUCUGAAUUACUAUAUAUGAUGCUACCUGGACCCGACAGAAUAACUAGUCCCCAUGGAACAGUAUCCUGGCCCGAUCAUAUAUCCGACAGAACUCUGGAGCAAAUGGGCCUUGCGAUUAUCGAGCGUACAGAGUCCGAGCAGGUGCUCCAGCAUUACCGACUAACUGUCUGGGUGAAAGCCAUGGGCUGUAUAUCAAAGAUGGGCCCACUAAUCACAAGCGACUCUUUAAGGAUUCAUUUCCGCACAUUAAAGAAGAGAUAUGAAGCCAGCGCCAUCGAGAUCUUGAAUCAACUUCCGCUGGCAGCCGCGCCCAGUCUUCUAUUGCUUCAAUCAAUACUGUCAGCAGCACGCUUGAUGCAGUACCGGGGAAACAUGUCACGUUGUUGGAUGCUCACGGCACUGGCAUCAAGAAUGAUCGUUGCCUUGAACUACCACAGUAUCACGAAUAUCAGUUCACGAACCGAGAUAGAGGGAAAUAUCCACGCUUGCGUGUACACAUGCUACCACUUCGAUAAGACACUCAGCUUACUGCUCCUCCGACCACCCUCUCUACCGGAUCUGAAAGUCAGGCCAGUACAGUUAAUACACAUCGACCCCGACCUACCAACAUCCGCCAUGAUAAAAGGCAUGGUCGAGUAUUCAGAGCUGAAGAGUGCGUUACUAGAUAUCUUGCUUGACACCAAGGCGAUAGGGGACGCAGAAAAGGAGAUUAUACUAUCCGACCUAGUAGCGCGAGCUCACGUCAUCCACGCAAAUAUGCAGAUGUCCCGUCGACACCAGGAACAGCAAUUCGCUCAAUCAUGGAGCCACCUGCGGCGCGAGUGGCUGGCAAUGGACUUCAGCUACUACUCCCUUCUCACAACAAUCUUCCGAGCGCGCUCCUCGGUCCUCAAGUCCCGGCUCGUCUGCGAGAACUCCCGGGAAGCACUCACCACUCUCCGGGCUCUACAGGAAGAAUUCUCAAGCCACCUCAAUACCAUCGACUCGUACCCUUACUUCUUAACUUGGACAAUGCUGCUAUGUCCGUUAGCACCCUUCUUUGCCCUAUUCUGUAACGUGAUUGCCACAUCGAACGAGAGAGACUUCGACAUGAUGAAAAACAUCACUGAUGAUCUACACCAAUUCGCCGAGGCCAAUGCCUCCAUCGGCAAGCUGUACAAGCUUUUCUCUCUGUUCCUAGAUCUGUGUGCGCCACUAGUUAAAGGUACAUCCGGGGGGCUUCGCUCAGAGCAGCCAGUUGCCGUACUUUCUGGUGGGGACAUGGUUGGAAAUUCCGAGGGACAGGUUGGGUCUUAUCCGGAUAUAUUAGGGCGAGCUAUGGACCAGGGUAUAGACAGUCUUCGCGGCGCCGGGAUUUCUACUGCAACGCGGCCUGCAGAGGGAUGGGAUGAUAGUCUUGUGUGGGAAUUGUUCGAUAACCAGCCCUCGUUAGGGUGGGCGGAAUCGGAACUGUGGAGUGCCAUGACGCAGUUUGAUGAUACUCAAAAUGUGGAUGUGUAG